AUGAACUUCUUCCAAAACGCUUCGACUCCUACUUCCACCGCUACUGGAUCAUCUCGAGUUCCUUACCCAGGCGAUCCUCACUCUUACUACGCUUUUGCCCAGCAACUCACCAAGGGUCUGACUCCGAUCCAGCAACAAGCCCUCUACCAACAGCAGCAAAUGGCUUACGCCGGACAAUAUGCUAACACUGGCCUCACUGGCCUCUAUGGCAACCCAGCAUCUACUGGCUACGGCGCUGGACCUCGAAAACAACGACGAGAACGAACAACAUUCACUCGAGCCCAGUUGGAACUUCUCGAAGAACUCUUCGAAAAGACAAAAUAUCCAGACAUCUUCAUGCGUGAAGAGAUGGCUCUCAAGAUUGGUCUUCCAGAAUCGCGAGUCCAGGUUUGGUUCAAGAACCGACGUGCCAAGUUCCGACAGCAGCAGAAAUCUCCCAAAAACACUCCGUCUAACACAAGCGUCGAGAAAGAAUCCGACAAAUCGGACGCCGAUUCUGAAAAGCCCGCUACUCCAGAUGAAGUUGAUCUCAACCUCCGAUCAUCACCAAACUCCAGCCAGUCACCAAAUUCGUCUGGUUAUGACACUCUCGAUUCUGGCAAGAGCAUCAACACUGCUGAGAAUCUCAUUGAAGAGGCGAUCAACUCCCCAGACAAGGUCCAAGUCGAAUAUGGCAUCAAACAAGAGGAACAGCAAGCUGAUUUGAGCUCUAUCGGAGAGUUCACUCCAGUCGAGCAGCCAAAACUUGACCAGUCAUCUGACAAUGCUUCUGAUGACUUGACUCCACUCACCACUUCCUCUCCUAAAGCUGAAGAAAACAACACCACUGAAAACUUACAGACUUGGUCCUCUCCAACUUCCUCUUCUCAAAACCAGCAACAAACUACUCAGCCAGCUUUUAACGGCGAAACUACCACUACUCAACAACAAACAAGCUCUUACUACGACUCUGUGAUGUACCAACAGUAUUACGCUCAAUACAUGGCGCAGCUUCAGCAACAACAGCAGCACCAGGCCCAAGAAAGCCAGUGGAAAUUCCAAGCCCUCUGA
Messenger RNA from Oikopleura dioica, 1050 nucleotides. The record is from the annotation of a GenBank genome assembly. NCBI's taxonomy places the organism in Eukaryota, Metazoa, Chordata, Appendicularia, Copelata, Oikopleuridae.